Molecule: messenger RNA, 2010 nt
Organism: Suhomyces tanzawaensis NRRL Y-17324
Lineage: Eukaryota; Fungi; Ascomycota; Pichiomycetes; Serinales; Debaryomycetaceae
Gene: CAP1
Product: DNA-binding transcription factor
Exons: 1
Coding region: 305-1840 (511 amino acids)
Cellular component (GO): RNA polymerase II transcription regulator complex
Molecular function (GO): DNA-binding transcription activator activity, RNA polymerase II-specific; transcription cis-regulatory region binding
Source: RefSeq, a predicted model, not a curated record
GGCCCCUCCUUUCUUUUUCAAUACACCGGUCAGCUUAUAAAUAUAUCCAUCCUCCCAACAUUACAUCACAGGUGUUUUUUGAAAUAUUUGGCCCCGUUAUCUUUACUAUCAGUCCCCCAACAAAGCCCAGCUUUUUUCGGGCCAGCUUGCAUCUCACCUCUGUUUGCACUCCCCAGUUUCCAGGUAGUGCCGACACCGAAAUACCCUGAUUACUAAUUGUUCAGAUCCCCCUAAGAACAGCUUGACACCCGUCGAAAUAGUCCCCAUCCACAAUAUCUCUAUCCUGCCCACCUCCCGCUCCCAAAUGACCGAUAUCAAGAGAAACAUCUCCGACGUGACGGUCGACCUGCCCUCCUCUGGCUCCUUCUCCCCCGAGUCCCACAACGACAAGAAGCUCCACACCAAGCCAGGAAGAAAACCAAUAGAAACCGAACCCAAGUCCAAGAGAACUGCUCAGAACAGAGCCGCUCAGAGGGCCUAUCGUGAAAGAAAGGAGCGCAAAAUGAAGGACUUGGAAGACAAGGUCAAGUCCUUGGAAGAAGACAAUAUCAAGGCUCUCACUGAGUCGGACUUUUUGAAGGCCCAGGUUGACAUGCUCAAGAGUGAGUUGGCAAGAUACAGAGGCAAUGCAGACAUGACCGAUUUGAACUUGCCCAACAAAGUGGGUAAGUUGACUCACCCACAAACAGGCGGCUACCUCCCAUCAUUCAGUUCCCAAACAAGUGUAUCCACAAAAUCCUCAAGUCUCUCGAAUCACAUCCCUUCCGUGUCAUCUGUUGGAUCCGAACCAGCCACCAAACUCAACACCUCUCCUUUUUCGGUCGACUUCCCUUGGUCUAAAGAUAACUUGAAAAAGAACACUACAACUGACAGUAUAAGCAGUCACAACAGCUCCAACAAUAACUUUCAAGUUCCAGAUCUCGUUGGUGGCUCUUCGUCUUCGAGCAGUCCUUUGAAUGAAAACAUCUUGGUCUCCCCAGACUCCUCGGUCUCCUCCACCCACGAAAGCACCAACCUCCAAAUCAAACCAACUACAAAGAACAGCAUUUCUAAUAAUUUCGAAGAGAAAGUGGAUCCUUUCUGUGUGCAAUUAAAUGAAGCUUGUGGAACUAAGCAAUGUCCUAUUCCCAAGUACAAGAGAAACGGAUCUAAGGCUUCAGUCACUUCCAGCACUAAGUACGGUAAAGAUGAUCAAUUCCAACAAUACAAUUCACCAUUCUCCAACUUAGUGACUCCUAACUCUAAUUUUGAAGGCUACCAAGGUGGUCAAGUGAGUAGUCAGUUUGACUAUUUGAGUGAUCCAUUUUUCCUUCCAAACAACAACACUAAUACCACUGAGUUCAACUUCCCAGAAUCUAGCAACGAUGACCCAUUAGCAUUCCUUAACGAUAACAAUUUUGAUGUAUCCUUGGCAUUCGGAAACUCAAACACGAAGAAUGAAGUUAAGAAACCAGAAGUGAAGGAAGUGGACCCAAUAUCGUUCUUAACCACUGAAGAAUCGAUAUAUGAUCCAUUGAAUCAAGGUAAUAAUUUCGACUUGGGUGAUUUUGUCAAGCCAGCCGAAAAUAUUAGUCAAGGCAAAUAUGAUAGUGCGUACACAACUUCAGUGGUGCCGAAUGAUGAGGAAGAUGAAAACGAAGUGGUUCCCGCGCCUGCAGACACAAUGAGAUGUUCCGAAAUAUGGGAUAGAAUCACUGCUCAUCCGAAGUACACCGAAAUCGAUAUCGAUGGAUUGUGUAGUGAGUUAAAGAGUAAAGCCAAGUGUUCCGAAAGAGGUGUGGUUAUAAAUUCUGCAGAUGUGAACCAAUUACUUGAACAAUCUACCAUGUUCAAGCGUUAAUCAAGAAUAGCUACAUCCCCCUUUGAAAAAGUCCCAUGAAAUGAUGAUAUCCCACGUUGCCCCAACCCCUAUGCCGUUACGUUUAUAUAAUAUGUUUGAUCGUGUCGAGGCACGAUCCCAUUUACCUAUAUGACGUCUUGUUUAUAAUUUACCCAUAUAGAAUAAAUGCU